CUGUUUGUUAUAGAUGAUGAACCAUGGGUCAGAAUAAACUCUUACGCUCUACACGACACAGGAGAAUGGAGAGAUCUCAAUCUCAAGUUCGUACUUUCUUGCUGGCGAGACUAUAAGCUGAUAGUGGAGAAGUUCUUCGAGGCUAAGGAUGCGGAAGAAAUUCUCCAAUACUUCUACACGAAGAGUGAAAUAAUUGUUCGUAAUGCUUUAGCGGAUUGGGACGAGGACGGCGAUGGAAUGAUCGAGAACUCUGGAACAGCUGAUCAAACCUAUGACGCGUGGACCAUGAGUGGCACAAGCGCCUACUGUGGUUCCCUUUGGUUGGCAGCGCUGAGCUCCAUUUCGUCGAUGGCGAAGAAACUCGGCCACAAAGACGCUGAACAACAGUUUGAGGAUAUGCUGGAUAGAGCAAAAACUGUUUUCGUCAAGAAACUUUGGAACGGAAAAUACUUCAAUUUUGACGAAUCAUCCUCCGAUCAAAGCGUUAUAAUGGCAGAUCAAUUAUGUGGCCAAUGGUUCCAAACGCUAAUGAAUGGUGAAGAUCUCAUUUCUGAACCUCAGAUCAUGUCCACUUUGGAGACCAUCUACUCACACAACGUCAAGAUGUUUGCAUCGGGAACUAUGGGCCCUGUGAACGGAAUGUUCGAAAAUGGGAAGGUUGAUUAUUCGAGUAUGCAGAGCGAGGAAGUAUGGACAGGAACGGGAUACAGUGUUGCUUCGUUCAUGAUAGCAAAGGUUUGUCCCGAAGAGAUAACUUUGCACUUUGCUCUUUUUACAAGUUUUGGGAGUACUGGUAAUUGA
Molecule: messenger RNA, 801 nt
Organism: Cooperia oncophora
Lineage: Eukaryota; Metazoa; Nematoda; Chromadorea; Rhabditida; Trichostrongylidae
Source: the annotation of a GenBank genome assembly